Messenger RNA from Triticum turgidum subsp. durum (durum wheat), 1653 nucleotides. NCBI's taxonomy places the organism in Eukaryota, Viridiplantae, Streptophyta, Magnoliopsida, Poales, Poaceae. The record is from the annotation of a GenBank genome assembly.
AUGCUUCAAUAUUUGGACAUUUCCAGCAACAAUCUUGAUGGUAAGAUUCCAAUGGAGAUCUUCAAAAUACCAGCAAUAAAUAUAAUUAAUGUAUCUUUCAAUAACCUCCACGGACAACUUCCUACAAGCAUUGGGAAUGCUAAACAACUCAUAAAUUUUGCGUCUUCAUCAAACAAGCUAUCCGGAGAUAUUCCAAACAGUCUGGGUGAUUGUGAAAGUUUAGAAUACAUUGAAUUAGACUCAAAUAUUUUUAUUGGAAGCAUUCCCACUUCAUUAGGCCACAUAACCAGCCUCAAAGUUUUGAACUGUUCCACCAAUAACUUAACUGGGCCAAUACCAAUAACUCUUGGCAACCUACAAUAUCUUGAGAAAAUAGAUUUGUCAUUCAACAAUCUUAAAGGUGAGGUUCCAACAAAAGGUAUCUUCCGUAAUGCUACUGUUGUGUGGAUUGAUGGAAACAAGGGUCUUUGUGGUGGGGCACUGGAGUUACACAUGCCAGCAUGUUCUAUUAUGCCUUCAAGUUCAACUAGACACAAGAAAUAUUUAGUGCUCGAAGGAGUUAUACUAACAGCCAGUAUGGUGUCACUUGCUAUUGUCAUAUUUGGCUUAAUUCUCUGGAGAGGAAAACACAAGAGAGAAUCUAUAUCUUUGCCUUCAUUUUCUACAACAUUUCCCAAAGUUCCUUUCAAUGAUCUAGCGAGAGCAACACAAGGAUUUUCAACAUCCAACUUAAUUGGCAACGGGAGGUAUAGUUCUGUAUACCAAGGAAAACUAUUUGAAGAAGAAAAUGAGGUUGCAGUAAAAGUCUUCAACCUCGAGACAAGAGGAGCACAAAAGAGCUUUUUUGCGGAAUGUAAUGCAUUGAAAAAUCUUCGGCACCACAAUCUGGUCCCAAUUCGAACUGCAUGCUCAAGUACUUAUUCUAAUGGUAUUGAUUUCAAGGCCCUAGUGUAUGAGUUCAUGCCACGAGGAGACUUACAUAAACUACUAUAUUCAACUAGAGACUCUGAAGGAUCUUCAAAGUUGAACCUUCUUACAAUGACUCAAAGGAUGAGCAUUAUGGUGGAUGUAGCAGAUGCAAUGGAGUACCUACACCAUAACAAUCAAGGAACAAUGGUUCAUUGUGAUCUGAAGCCUAGCAACAUUCUUUUGGAUGACAAUAUGACAGCUCAUGUUGGAGACUUUGGCUUGGCAAGAUUCAAAGUUGGUUCCACGGUGUUAUCUCUUGGUAACCCAAACUCUUCUUCGGUUGGACUAAUGGGGACGAUCGGAUACGCUGCUCCAGAAUAUGCAAGUGGUGGUCAAGUUUCAACCGCCGCAGAUGUUUACAGCUUUGGUGUUGUCCUCCUCGAGAUAUUCCUUGGGAGAAGGCCAACUGAUGACAUGUUUAAGGAUGGACUGAGUAUUGUGAAGUUUACAGAGAUCAGUUUACGUGAUAGAGUAAUUGAGAUUAUCGAUCCUCAACUGAUACAAGAGUUGGAGCUUUGUCAUGAUACUCCAAUUGGUUUGAAUGGAAAAGGUGUAUGCUCUCUGCUAUGUAUGCUAAACAUUGGUCUUUGCUGCACCAAGACAUCUCCGGGUAUUCGCAUCAACAUGCAAGAGGUGGCUGCCAAGCUACAUGGUAUCAGAGAUGCAUAUAUCAUAGAGAACUGA